This is a messenger RNA of Mycena citricolor, 2384 nucleotides long. NCBI's taxonomy places the organism in Eukaryota, Fungi, Basidiomycota, Agaricomycetes, Agaricales, Mycenaceae. The record is from the annotation of a GenBank genome assembly.
AACUAGAUGGCGUGUAAAAUCUCCAGUCUUCCCUCUCGAAAGUGUGGAGAUAAGUCGGAUCAGCGGACAGGCCCAAGCAGGCCUAAACAUUCCUCGUCUCGGCACCUACCGGCCUCGCGUAUCCACCUACAGGCUACAUAUAUGCCGCCACCAAGCACCAUGCUUAUCAAGUGGAGGUAGUCGCAAACCCUCGAUGGGGAAAUCGAACGCCGAGUUUGCCUUCGGGCCAGCGACCACCAUUCGGACGAUGCGCCCACGGAGCACGGUGCCUGGCGAUCGGGCACCCUAUUUCCGUUCUGAUGUGGUCUCCAGCCAAUCGUCGCGCGCUUCGUUGUGUGCGCGGUUGACAUGAUCUAUUUCGAACACGGGCGAAGCGGUCCUGCUUCAAAAGGCGCCGUACGCGACGAGAUCUUCCACGCUCUUGUCCCCUCCCUGAGCACAGUCCCAUGGCCCCCCAAUCGGCACUCCACCUCGCGGCGGCAGCAGCGGUGUUGCUCUCGUCGGCCCUUGUGCAGGCACAGACUGCUGCUGCUCCUGCUGCGGCCAGCGUCAGGUCGCUGUCCUCGCCCUUGGGCCCUGUCGUCGACCUGGGGUGAGUCCUCGAUCCGCGGGCGGCCCGGACGGACGGCUACUGAGCGCAGUCCCAGCUAUGCCGCUUACGCCGGCAACACGUCGCUCCCUGGCCUGACAUUCUUUGGUGGAAUCCCAUACAUCCAGCCCCCCGUCGGCAACCUUCGUUUCGCACCGCCGCACAAUCUCGACGAGAGCUACAAUCGACACCUCUCGAACGCGGACGUCGUGGACGCCCGCAACUGGGGUCCCAUCUGCAUCCAACAGCCGGCUGUUGUCGGCAUCGGCAGUGAAGAUUGCGUCACACUCAACGUCUGGACGCCCUCCGGCACCAACCCGAACAGCAAGCUACCUGUUUAUGUCUACAUCCACGGUGGAGGCUACUAUUACAACUCCGCCCAAGGUUUCCCCGGGAAUGAUUGGGUCGCGCGGUCUAAUGGCGGUCUGAUCGCGGUGGCGAUCCAGUAUCGGCUUGGAAUGCUCGGGUUCUUGAACGGAGCCGCGAUCCGUGCGGACUACUCGGCCAGUGCCAACAACGGCCUCUUCGAUCAACGCGCUGCCCUCGAAUGGAUCCAGCGUCACAUUGGAGCUUUCGGUGGGGAUCCCAGCAAGGUUACCAUCGGAGGCCAGAGUGCGGGCGGUGGAUCGGUUGCCUUGCACAUGGCUGCUUACGGAGGGGAGGCUCACCCCCCGUUCCGCGCGGCGGUUCUCGAGAGUCCCGGAAACGAUCCCUUUGCGACGGACGACCACAGCGAGCAGUGCUUCGCCGAUGCGGUCUCGCACAUCGGCUGCCCUAGCAGCGGCUCCGGUGUCGUUUCCUGCCUGCGCAAAGCUUCGGUUGGAGCCAUCGUUGCUGCAGUGAACAACAAGCUGUCCACUUGCAAGUACGAGCCCGUGAUCGAUGGCAACUACAUCCCAGGCAUCACCUCCCAGCUGUUCACCGCAGGCCGAUUCAGCAAAGUGCCCAUUCUCGGUGGCCACACUGCCCAGGAUGGAUCGAUCUUCGUUGGUAAGCCGGCCCAGAUCAACACCGACGCCGACAUUGUUGCCGCCAUCGUCAAGCGUUACCCGUUGCUUUCAGCUCAGACCACUAACUCGAUGCUCGUGACAUAUCCACCUGCGUCGAGCACCACGCCGUGGACCACCCAGUGGGAGCGGGCGAUGUGGGCCUACAUGGAGAGCGAGCUUUCGUGCUACCCGUGGUACAUCGGCAACAUCUCCGGCAAGCCCGCAUUCAACUACCGCUGGGACGCCCCGGACCCGAAUCUGAUCGCUGCCCGGGGAGCCUACGUCGGCGCCGCGCACACGGCGGAGCUCUUCUACCUCUACGACGGCACCAACUCGGGCCCCAGCGCCUCCGUCGCCCAGCCCGUCUUCACCGCCUUCAGCGCCGCGCAGUCGUCCCUUGCCCAGCAGGCGGUGGCCUGGUGGUCGAGCUUCGCGAUGACCCUCGACCCGAACUCGCACGCCGCGGCGGGCGCGCCGACCUGGGAGCCGGCGUCGCUGAACGGUGGAUUUAUGGUCCCCAAUGCGAGCGCCAGCUCAGCCUCCAGUGCCAUGCAGUACGUCGACGCGAACUACCCCGUCCGCUGCGCUUGGUGGCGCAGCAUCGCCAAUGAACUCAGGCUCUAGGCUUGCGCUUCCUUGAGUGAUAUAUAUGUAAAAACUGUUAUUUAUCUCUAUACAUAAUGAACAGAGAGCAUCUCGGGGACCAUCAUCAUUGUUUGACUGGUAAUCAACCCGCGGGUACACACUGGUUACAGUCCGUGUCUUGGUAUUGAUUGUGAUGGUCAUCCGACGAUGAUUCUUUUGGG